This is a messenger RNA of Aedes albopictus (Asian tiger mosquito), 2608 nucleotides long. RefSeq lists its product as uncharacterized. The coding region runs from base 974 to 2608 and encodes 544 amino acids. Gene Ontology annotation, molecular function: nucleic acid binding; zinc ion binding. The record is from RefSeq and is a predicted model, not a curated record. Lineage: Eukaryota; Metazoa; Arthropoda; Insecta; Diptera; Culicidae. The transcript is spliced from 2 exons.
GUAGUAUAUACCCAUUUUAGAACUUUAAGAUUUAGAGUGUACCAUCAAAUGACAGCAAUGUCUAGCAACACACUUGUGUACUCACCAGGUACCUUAACACACCCAUACUUGUGAACGAGAUAAAAGCAGAGACAAAAUAGAUUUGCCAGUUCAUUCUUGUGCUAACUGUGAUCCAGCGUACUUUAUUACAAAACCCGAAAUAUAUCAAGUGUCGACGAGCCUGGUGCUAGGACCCUUUUAACACCCAAGACGCCAAUCGGACGCCCAGAAAGUGCCAAGUCAGUAGGCGGGGAGCAUUCAGUAGGUGAAAGAAACCUUUGUCUAGUAAGUUACUUUGGUGCGGCUGGAGUUUUCCUCACGGUCUGGUGAAUAUCGAGGUGGAUAUUGAAAAUUGUGAACUCUCCGUUGAUUGAUUUCGCGAAUUCGGACCAGCACCGCGAUUCCCAUCCGGCCAAGACGGAAAGCUCAGGAUUUUCGUGCGGUUUGGUAGAGCGCAGAUACCGGGAGUGGCGUUCGCGAAAGCUGGUGAGCUGAUAAAGGUCGGUCGGAAGACAAAACCGGCGACCAAGUUCCGAUUCUCGACGUUGUUUCGCAGCCUACCGGGAGCGGUGAGUGCCUGAGGAACGAAGGGCCUUAGACGCGACAUCGGCAAAGGUCGAUAGAGUGUAGCUUUUAUUACUGGUGAGUCAAAUUUUCUUAUUUUUCUUCUGGGACGAGCAGUGACACAUUUUGUUCCUUUUAUUUGAACCAUUUUCUUUUCUCGGGUAAUUAUUUUCACCACAGUUCUGUUGUCUGAAUAUCCUUUCAUUCAAUUGUGUGACUCACAAUAGCCUUUUUAAAGUGCAGUAGUAGAAAAACAAAAACAUGGCGCAAUCUUCGGCGCAAUCCUCUUUGGCAACCAACAUCGAGCCUUACAGAAAGGGGGCUGGGUUUACUGAAUGGGCAGAGCGUUUAGAAUACCUGUUUUCAAUUAAUGCAGUUAAAGAGGAGCACAAAAAAAGCAUAUUUAGCCACUUUAGGUGGUCCUGUUGUGUAUUCUGAAUUAAAAUUACUAUACCCUAAUACCGAUUUGAAUACUAUUGCAUACAGGGAUAUGAUUUCAAAACUAAAGGCAAGAUUUGACAAAGUGGCGCCUGAUAUUAUUCAGCGUCUGAAUUUUAAUAACCGUAUGCAACAGAAGGACGAAUCGGUCGAGGAUUUUGUCCUUGCUGUAAAAUUGCAAGCUGAAUUUUGCACUUUUGGUGAUUAUAAAUCUAUAGCCAUCAGAGACCGGGUAAUUGCUGGUAUAAGGGACAAGGCCCUCCAGCAGCGGCUCCUUAAUGAGGAAAAUUUGACACUAGCAACAGCAGAAAAAAUCAUUGCCACUUGGGAGGUGGCAGGAGCGAACUCCAAAGGUUUGGCCGACAAUAAUGUUGGGGAAAGGAUUGCUACUAUAGCAUCUGAUAAUAAACUUGACGACAAGAGGCUCAGUAAAUUAGAGCAAUUACUUGCAACAAUGAGGUUGGCUAGGGCGGAAAAUGUAGAUCCUGGGGAGGGUCACAGUAGGGGACCGGUGAAGUCGAGGUUAGGCUAUAGACAGGAUACCCCACGAAGACAAGCGAGCUACAACGAACGGUCAGGACCAUACAACCCCAGGAUGCGAGGGGACUGGAGAGGCAACCGAGACAAGCAAAAAGGACAUUAUGCGGAUUUGAUUUGUGACUUUUGUGGAAUCAAAGGUCACAUUAAGCGCAAAUGCUUCAAGCUAAAGAACAUGAAAAGGGAUGCAGUGAACUUCGUGGACCAGCAGAAUCCGGAACCCAGUAGGGACGAUGGCUGGGAGGAGCUGUUCAAUAAGCUGAAAGCAGACGAUUCUGAGAGUGAGGAUGAUUGGGAUGCAGGUGAUUUUGAAUGUAUGAAUGUGACGUCUUCCAAAAAUAACCCUUGCUUAAUAGAUGUUGUUGUGGAUGGCAAAAAUUUGCAAAUGGAGGUAGAUUGUGGUGCCUCAGUGUCAGUAAUAGGCAAAAAUCAAUUCUUGGAUAUAUUUAACAAACCGCUUGUACAAUGUGAAAGGAAACUGGUUGUGGUAAACGGGGACAGACUCAAGAUUGAGGGAGAGGCUAAUGUCUUGGUGGAAUUUCGAGGAACGGUUAAAAAUUUAAAGAUUUUGGUGCUAAAUAGCGAUUAUAAAUUUAUUCCGCUAAUGGGAAGAACAUGGUUGGAUAUUUUCUUUCCGGAAUGGAGAAACUUUUUCACUAAUAUUGGAAGCAUUAAUAGCUUAUUGAUGGACAAGGCUGAGACAACGGUCAAUGAGAUUAAGCAAACCUUUUCAAACGUUUUCAUCAAAGAUUUUACACAGCCCAUAAGAGGUUAUGAGGCAGAGUUAGUGCUAAAAAGUGAUGUACCAAUCUUUAAAAAAGCUUAUACAGUUCCCUAUAGGUUGAGAGAUAAAGUAUUGGAUUAUUUAAAUAAGCUUGAGGAACAAAAUGUUAUUACACCUGUUCAGACAAGUGAAUGGGCCUCCCCUGUUGUGAUUGUGACAAAAAAGAAUAACGACAUUCGUCUGGUAAUCGAUUGUAAGGUAUCGAUCAAUAAGGUAAUCAUACCAAAUACGUACCCUCCCGAAUAG